This is a messenger RNA of Suillus plorans, 1017 nucleotides long. RefSeq names its product DNA breaking-rejoining enzyme. Bases 1 to 1017 code for a protein of 338 amino acids. The transcript is spliced from 6 exons. Gene Ontology annotation, biological process: DNA recombination; DNA integration. Gene Ontology annotation, molecular function: DNA binding. Lineage: Eukaryota; Fungi; Basidiomycota; Agaricomycetes; Boletales; Suillaceae. The record is from RefSeq and is a predicted model, not a curated record.
AUGGAUGCAUGUGACUCCGUGAAACUCGAUGGGACGAACAAACCAUCCACCAAUGAGAGAGGAUUGUACAGCCAUGCCCAGAAGAUGCGGGCAGCAAUGACAUACACAUUUGGACGUCUGCAGGGUCUAGGCAACCUGCCGUGGCAUGAAUCAGAGUUACAUAGCGGCCAGAUGUUAGGUAACCCCUCGGUGUCGGUCGAGGUGUCUAGUUACAUGUGCAGCUUGCGGCGCUGCAAGGUUCAGGCGGGUGAAGUCGCUGUCAGUGCCCACGCCAUCACAUCUCAUAUACUGAAAAGAAUGUAUCACUUUAACCAUCGCCCUGAAAACUGGGCUAUCCUUGAUUACCGGCCUGGAGGACGUGGGGAUAGCUCGAGUGAAUCAUCACACUGGGCUGGCGGACGCAUCAGGCGUUGCUUGCACGCUGCUUACACAAUAGCAUUUCUCUGUAUGCUACGCUCUGACGAAGUCCUAAAGAUACAGCUCCACGACCUUCAUUUCUUUUCCAAUGGUCUCGUUCUGACGCUUCCAUUCAGGAAAACACACCAAAAUAGCGAUAUCAAACCUUUUUGGCUGUGGAUCAUGCCCACGGAAGCGCACCUAUGUGCUGUCCAAGCCAUUGCUGAGUGGAUCAUGGCCUCCAGAAUUGUGACUGGCUACUUGUUCCGAAAGUUUGCUUCGGGCGAUCGAAUCGCAGAAGCCAACCAGCCUUUGACAUCUGAACGGUUUCUGGAGUUGUUUCGCAACAAUCUCCUGGAUAUUGGGGUAGACCCCUCAUCAUAUGGUACACAUUCAUUUCGGCGUGGGGGCUGCCAGUAUCUGCAUAUUGAACGCCAGUGGCUGCUGCAUCGCAUAUGUGAAUGGGGAAGCUGGAGCCUUGAGUUUACUAACUUAACCAUUGUCAAAUAUCUCAUCUCACACAACGACGAUGCCACGGAGCCACAUGAACAUUUUUUCAACCCUGACCGCAGCCCAUCUGUCAAAUGCCCACAUUGUGGAAGGUCAUGCCCAUGUGCUUGA